AUGCUUUUUAAGAUACGUAAAGUGAAAGUCAACCUUAGCAUUUCCGUGGCUCAUGAAAUCACGUUGAAAAAAGGACCUGCCAUUUAUCCUGUUUGUCGUGUUGAAUGCAAGAGUUUCAUCGUCCCCGCAGGUAAUCCCUCCCUGAGAAAAGAUAACCUUUUCAAUGGAUUGGUGCCGAAAACACUUGUCUUUGGAUUGGUUGAAAGCGAAGUGUUUAACAGUGCUUUGAAAAAGAAUCCGUACAAUUUUCAAUAUUUCAAUGUGUCUGCCAUUGGAAUAACCGUCAACGGAGAAAAAAUGCCAUUUAAACCCUUGCAGCUUUCCUGUGGUGCAGCACCUAAAUACAUCGAAGCAUUCAGCACCCUCUUUUCUGGUACAGGGAAAUGUACUACAACACAGGAAAUGAUAUAUCCCGAAUUUCGCAAAGGUUACGCUGUGUAUGCCUUUUACCCGACACUGGACAUGUGUGGAGCCUCUCCUCAUUUUAAUGUGGUGCAGAAAGGAAAUUUAGCCAUUGAUAUCCAGUUCUGCAUAGCACCUGCAAAUGCAGUGAGCUCGUAUGUUAUGAAGAGUUAG
Messenger RNA from Paramuricea clavata, 576 nucleotides. The record is from the annotation of a GenBank genome assembly. NCBI's taxonomy places the organism in Eukaryota, Metazoa, Cnidaria, Anthozoa, Malacalcyonacea, Plexauridae.